Molecule: messenger RNA, 768 nt
Organism: Antechinus flavipes (yellow-footed antechinus)
Lineage: Eukaryota; Metazoa; Chordata; Mammalia; Dasyuromorphia; Dasyuridae
Product: olfactory receptor 1N1-like
Exons: 1
Coding region: 1-768 (255 amino acids)
Biological process (GO): G protein-coupled receptor signaling pathway
Cellular component (GO): membrane
Molecular function (GO): olfactory receptor activity; G protein-coupled receptor activity
Source: RefSeq, a predicted model, not a curated record
AUGUACAUUCUUCUUGUCAACCUGUCACUGGCAGACUUGUUCUUCACUUCUACCACAAUUCCCCGACUUCUCCAUGCCCUGCUGACGGGGGACAGGACUAUCACUCAUUCAGGCUGUCUAGCCCAAGUCUUCUUCUUCCUGUUGGCUGGCAAUGUGGACAGCUAUGUGUUAGCUGCCAUGGCAUGGGAUCGAUAUAUGGCUAUAUGCCGACCACUUCACUAUGCUGCUGUGGUAACCCUACCACGCUGUGUGAAGCUCCUAGGGGCUGUGUGGACAGGUACAACCCUGCACUCUCUGCUUCACACAUUCCUCACUGCUCGCUUGUCCUUCUGUAACAACCAUGCCCUUCCACAUUUCUACUGUGAUGUCUAUCCUUUGCUGCAGCUUGCCUGCUCUGAUACCUCUCUCAACUUCCUAGUUGCUCUAAUUGAAGGGGGAUCUACCAUACUAUUCCCAGCUGUCUGCAUUAUCACUUCCUAUGCCUACAUUAGCACUGCUGUAUAUAGGGUCCGAGCAACAGGGGGAGUGCGCAAAGCGCUUGCCACAUGUGGUUCCCAUCUAUGUGUGGUUGGGCUUUUCUAUGGGACACUGGUGGGUGUUUAUUUGCAGCCCCCAGGUCAGCUGAAUAAUCAGGGAAGAGAUCAAGAUCUGGUGGCCACAAUCAUGUUUUCUGUGGUGGCUCCAACACUAAAUCCUUAUAUUUAUAGCCUGCAGAAUCGUGAAAUUAAAGCAUCAUUGGCAAGGAUAUUCAUGGUAAAUAGGAACUAG